This is a messenger RNA of Vitis riparia (riverbank grape), 798 nucleotides long. RefSeq lists its product as uncharacterized. Gene Ontology annotation, biological process: defense response. Lineage: Eukaryota; Viridiplantae; Streptophyta; Magnoliopsida; Vitales; Vitaceae. The record is from RefSeq and is a predicted model, not a curated record. The transcript has a single exon. Bases 1 to 798 code for a protein of 265 amino acids.
AUGGAAACUCAACUUUUGGAGAUCAUCUUGAUCUCUACGCAGGGCAUCAAGCCUCCCUCCAGCAACUUACGACGCAUGCAAACCUAUGUGCUCGCCUGGGUAGACUCAGCCAACAAGCUCCGCACACAAGUGGACCGAGUGGGCGUGGAAAACCCGACCUGGAACAAUAAGUUCAUCUUCCGAGUCAGUUCUGAUUUCCUCGCCUGUGACACCUCCAUCGUCGCCAUCGAGAUCUACGCCGUUGGGGUCAUCCGCGACCAUCUGAUUGGCACCGUUCGUAUCCUAAUUAGCAACUCCCUUCCGGCCGCCGACCUUCGAUCUAGAAACUUCACCGCAAGAUCUCCCUCCCUCACCGCCGUCCAGAUCCGAUGCCCCUCCGGGAGAUUUCAUAGCAUUCUCAACGUAGCUGCGGCAGUGGUCAACACCUCAGACUUCGCCUCAUUGACCGGAUCAUUGGCAAUUGACCACCGCGAUCUAAUGGGACAGAGUCUCCGGUGUCGACGCUGCCACCGGCAACGAACCGCGAAGAGCGAGCAACUCUCGGGCGGGGAAUCCUGUGACCACUCGUGUGCAGACUCCACCGACUACUCGGACGGCGCAGAUUCGACGACUUCCUCUUCGUCAACAGCAUCAACGGUUCACAAGGAUUGUAAUAUAUUGAGAGAGAUGGCGGGAACAAAGGCAUUCAAAUCGGACGAUAGAGGAGUGCUAUGCGGGUUGGGGUUUCAAAGGAAGAUUCAUCUGAGUCCAUUAGAUCAGAAUUUUCAGGUCUUCCCAUCCGAUUGCAAGAAGAUCUGA